AUGCGCGCCUUUCAUCCUGCCGUUGGGUGCCUCCAGCGUGCCGCCACCACAAGAUUGCGCCUUGUGCGCCACGGCGCGCAUCGACCGCUCGCGACAACCUUUGCGCGACACCUCGCAUCCGUCACCGCAGAUGCCGCCUCAGAAAAGAACCAGUCUCUUGCCCUCCCAUCCACUGCUCGGUAUAACGAAAUCGGUGUCCAGCAGCUUAGCACGUAUGUGUUUGAUCAACUAUUUCCCAACGGCGCCACCCCCCCUCCUCAAGAGCUUGUCAAUCUAUCUAAAGACCAUCUCAAACGCCAUGAUCUGCUCGGCAAGAACACCGACGACGCGCCUCCUAUCGCAUUCGACCUCCCCGCACUCCAAGGUCGCACUCUCGACGAGCACUUCCAUAAGCUAGGCGUCGACUGCGCCGGGCCAUACCUCAGCCUGGCUAAGCAGUUCUCGCGCGCCAAUCCACCUCCAAAGCCUCGAAAAUGGAUUCGCCGCAGUGGUUGGACCAAGUACUACCCCGAUGGCCGCACCGAGCAGGUCGACGCCCCCGACGAGUCGGCCCUGUGUUUCGAUACCGAGGUCAUGUGGAAGGAGAGCCCGUAUGCCGUCAUGGCCUGCGCUGUAGGCCCUACGGCUUGGUAUGCCUGGCUCUCGCCGUGGCUGCUGGGUGAGACCGAGAACGACAAGCACCUCAUUCCCCUUGGCGAUCCCACCAAGGAGCGGCUCAUUGUCGGCCACAACGUCGGCUUUGAUCGCGCCCGCAUCCUCGAAGAGUAUGACAUCAAGCAAACCAGAAAUUACUUCAUGGAUACAAUGUCACUACACGUCGCUGUCAAUGGCAUGUGCUCACAGCAGCGUCCCACUUGGAUGAGGCACAAGAAGAACCGGGAGCUUCGCGAGCGAGUCGCCAGCCAGACGCCCGACAAUGAGCUGGCUGAACUGUUGAGCAACAGAGGCAUGCAUGAAGAGGAAGAGCUCUGGGUCGAACGCAGCUCGGUCAACUCUCUGCGAGAUGUAGCCAAGUUUCAUCUCAACGUCACCAUCGACAAGGCUGUCCGCGACGAUUUUGGCGAAUUAAACAAGUCGGAGAUACUUGCCAAACUCGACCCUCUCCUCGACUACUGCGCCGCCGACGUCGCCAUCACUCACCGCGUCUACCAAAUAGUCUUGCCCAACUUUUUAGACACAUGCCCACACCCCGUCAGCUUCGCCGCUCUCCGCCACCUAUCCUCCGUUAUCCUCCCCGUCAACAAGUCCUGGGACGCAUACAUUUCCAACACCGAAGCCACCUAUCACAAACUCUCCGACGCUGUUCAAGAGCGACUCGUUGCCUUGACGGACAAGGCUCUCGAAAUCAAAGACGACCCUGAAAAAUGGCAAAACGACCCGUGGAUGAAGCAGCUCGACUGGUCCGGCCAGGAAAUUCGCAUGGUCAAGGGCAAGAAGAAGGGCGAUCCGCCCAGGCCGGCUGCGCGACAAAAAAAGCCGGGCUGUCCACAAUGGUACAAGGAUCUGUUUCAAAAGAAUGACGCCCCCAUCAGCAUUACAGUACGCACACGAAUCGCCCCAUUGCUACUACGAAUGGCCUGGGAUGGCAAUCCUCUCUUUUGGUCCGACAAGUACGGCUGGACGUUCCGGACGGACCGUUCCAACUCGGCAAAGUACACGGGCAAGCAAAUGAUACAAUGCCAGCUUGAAGAGGCCGAUGCCAAGCUGCGCGACGACAGGCAGCACGUCUACUUCAAGCUUCCACACAAGGACGGCCCAACCGCCCGCUGCGCAAACCCCAUGGCCAAGGGCUACCUGACCUACUUUGAGAACGGCACGCUAUCAUCAGAGUACUCGUACGCCAAGGAGGCUCUCGAUAUGAACGCCUCGUGCUCGUACUGGAUCAGUGCGCGCGAUAGAAUCAUGUCGCAGAUGGUUGUCCGCAACCAAGACUUGCCCAACCCUGACAAGUCGGCCAACCCCGCAGACGGCCUUGGUUUUAUCCUACCACAAAUCAUCCCCAUGGGUACCAUUACAAGACGAGCCGUGGAAAACACGUGGCUCACUGCCAGCAAUGCCAAGAAGAACCGUGUUGGCUCGGAGCUCAAGGCCAUGGUGAGAGCCCCCGAAGGCUACAGCUUUGUCGGUGCCGAUGUCGACUCGCAGGAGCUGUGGAUUGCAAGCCUCAUCGGCGACGCGACCUUCAAGCUUCACGGUGGCAACGCUGUCGGGUUCAUGACGCUGGAAGGCACCAAGUCGGCCGGGACAGACCUACACUCGCGCACGGCGUCGAUCCUAGGCAUCACGCGAAACGAUGCCAAGGUCUUCAACUACGGGCGCAUCUACGGGGCGGGCCUCAAAUUCGCCGCGACUCUCCUCCGGCAGUUCAACCCCGAGCUGUCGGAGAAGCAGACGCUGGAGACUGCGUCGAAGCUGUACGCCAACACCAAGGGCACCAAGACAAGCCGACGGACGAUAUACAAGCGGCCGUUCUGGCGGGGCGGGACCGAGUCGUUUGUUUUCAACAAGCUGGAAGAGUUUGCGGAGCAGGAGCGGCCGCGGACGCCGGUGCUCGGAGCGGGCAUCACGGAGGCGUUGAUGGGCCGGUUCAUCAACAAGGGGGGGUACCUGACGUCGCGGAUCAACUGGGCGAUCCAGUCGUCGGGGGUGGACUACCUGCACCUGCUGAUCGUGUCGAUGGACUACCUGGCCCGACGGUUCAACAUUGACGCGCGGCUGGCGAUGACGGUGCACGACGAGAUCCGGUACCUGGUGCGGAAGGAGGACCGGUACCGGGCGGCGAUGGCGCUGCAGGUGGCCAACGUGUGGACGCGGGCGCUGUUCGCGCAGCAGGUGGGCAUCGACGACCUGCCGCAGUCGUGCGCGUACUUUUCGGCCGUCGACGUCGACCACGUGCUGCGCAAGGAGGUGGACAUGGAGUGCGUGACGCCGAGCCACCCGACGGCGAUCCCGCCGGGCGAGAGCCUGGACAUGGCGGCGCUGCUGGCCAAGGGCGCGGGCGCCGCGGGGCUGGACGGGCGGGCGCCGCGGCUGGAGGGCAUCGCGUACGAGCCCCGGGUGCCGGUGAUGCAGGCGAUCGAGGAGGCUGCGAGUGGUGGCGGGGUGUCGUUGAUCAAGGCGCAGAUCGCGGACGACGAGGCGGAGCUGCGCGACAUCAUCAAGGACAUGCGCAAGGAGGAGCCGCCGCGGGAGAAGGCGAUGAGCAAGCGCGCGCUCAAGUCGGCGCUGCCGUACCGGGCGCACCCGCAGCUGGUGCCGAUGGACGAGCCCAUCUCGGUGGCCGAGGCGAUGGGCAGCGGCGGUUCGUUUCGCGGCGCCAAGGGCAAGUGGACGUGGGCGAAGAGCUCGACCAAGGGCUUACGGCCAACAAGCUCGAGGGUGUAA
Messenger RNA from Cordyceps fumosorosea ARSEF 2679, 3384 nucleotides. Its product is annotated as DNA polymerase gamma. Lineage: Eukaryota; Fungi; Ascomycota; Sordariomycetes; Hypocreales; Cordycipitaceae. The transcript has 2 exons. Gene Ontology annotation, cellular component: mitochondrion; gamma DNA polymerase complex. The coding region runs from base 1 to 3384 and encodes 1127 amino acids. Gene Ontology annotation, biological process: mitochondrial DNA replication. The record is from RefSeq and is a predicted model, not a curated record. Gene Ontology annotation, molecular function: DNA-directed DNA polymerase activity; DNA binding; 3'-5' exonuclease activity.